Molecule: messenger RNA, 1579 nt
Organism: Acomys russatus (golden spiny mouse)
Lineage: Eukaryota; Metazoa; Chordata; Mammalia; Rodentia; Muridae
Product: neurotrimin-like
Cellular component (GO): neuron projection
Source: RefSeq, a predicted model, not a curated record
GUGUUGUAGCUCUGUCAAUCCUUGGAUUAGAACCAAUGAUUGCAGCUUGUAGGAGGGCUGUCCAGGGCCAGAUUGUACAAUGUGCCUCAGUGCCAGAGUAUGAGUGGAGAUAAUUACGGAGAAGUCAGACUCUCUCACGCCCUCGGCUUCCUUGUUAUGUCCUUCAGCAAAACAGUGGAUUUAAAUCUCGGACGAGCUUGAGAGCAGCACAAUCUAUCAGGAGGAAAAAAGAAAGAGAGAGAGAGAGAGAGAGGAAAAAACCGAUCCUGACAAAAAAGAAGAAAAAGAAGAAAAAAAUAUGAAAACCAUCCAGGCAAAAAUGCACAAUUCUAUCUCGUGGGCAAUCUUCACGGGGCUGGCGGCUCUGUGCCUCUUCCAAGGAGUGCCGGUGCGCAGCGGAGAUGCUACCUUUCCCAAAGCUAUGGACAACGUGACGGUCAGGCAGGGGGAGAGCGCCACCCUCAGGUGCACGAUUGACAACCGAGUCACCCGGGUGGCCUGGCUAAACCAUAGUACCAUCCUCUAUGCUGGAAACGACAAGUGGUGCCUAGAUCCUCGUGUGGUCCUCCUGAGUAACACCCAGACCCAGUACAGCAUUGAGAUCCAGAAUGUGGACGUGUAUGACGAGGGCCCUUACACCUGCUCGGUGCAGACAGACAACCACCCUAAGACCUCCAGGGUCCAUCUCAUUGUACAAGUAUCUCCCAAAAUUGUAGAGAUUUCUUCAGAUAUCUCCAUUAAUGAAGGGAACAACAUCAGCCUCACUUGCAUAGCCACGGGUAGACCGGAGCCUACAGUAACCUGGAGACAUAUUUCUCCCAAAGCUGUGGGCUUUGUGAGUGAGGAUGAAUACCUGGAGAUUCAGGGCAUCACCCGGGAGCAGUCCGGCGACUACGAGUGCAGCGCCUCCAACGACGUGGCUGCACCAGUGGUACGAAGAGUGAAGGUCACCGUGAACUAUCCACCAUACAUCUCAGAAGCUAAGGGUACAGGUGUGCCCGUGGGGCAGAAGGGGACUCUGCAGUGUGAAGCCUCGGCAGUCCCUUCCGCAGAAUUCCAGUGGUUCAAGGAUGACAAAAGACUGAUUGAAGGAAAGAAGGGAGUCAAAGUGGAAAACAGGCCUUUCCUCUCAAAGCUCAUCUUCUUCAAUGUCUCCGAACAUGACUACGGGAACUACACGUGUGUGGCCUCCAACAAGUUGGGCCAUACCAAUGCCAGCAUCAUGCUAUUUGAACUAAAUGAGCCUACAAGCUCAAGUUUGUUGCAAGAAGUGAAAACUACAGCCCUGACCCCUUGGAAAGGCCCUGGUGCUGUCAGUGAGGUGAACAAUGGGACUUCAAGGAGAGCAGGCUGCAUUUGGCUCCUCCCUCUUCUGGUCUUACACCUGCUCUUAAAAUUUUGAUGUGAGUGUCCCUUCCCUGCUGGGGAGAGCUGCCGCCACUGCAUCUCAACACAACAGCACUGCAACACGACAGCGACAAGUCAGAAUCAAAUGAAAUUCAGAGAAUCACAGCCAAUGGGACAGAAAUUCGAGGGAGGGGAAACAAAGAAUACUGUGGGAAAGGGAAAACAAAAGUUU